AUGGAUUCAUCUCUCUCUAAUAAUAAUAACCAUAGUUAUAAUAAUUAUAAUAAUAAUAACACAUAUCCCAUGAUAAAUGAAAAACCCCACCAAAAUCAACAACAAAGACAAAAUAAUGAAAAUACAGAACAUCACCUAAUCAAUCAAUUUGAUAAUAAAAACUCUGCUUCACUUUUGAAUCAGAGUGGUAAUUAUCAAAAUAGUAUGAACAACAACAACAACAACAACAAUCAACAAAGUUAUAAAAGACAACACAGUGACACAAGCGAUUCCGAUUUAACCAGUAGUAGUAGCAUGAGUAGUAGCGGCAGUGGAAGUAGUAGUGAAAGUGAUAGUGAUACUCACUCUAGUAGUAGUAGUCUUAGUGACUCUGAUAGUGAUGAUGAUCGUUAUAACACAAAUAAAAAUAUUCAAAAUAAUAAUAAUAAUAAUAAUAAUAACAACUACAACAACAACAACAACAUCAACAAUAUCAUCAACAACAACAGCAAUACAAACAACAGCAAUAUCAAUAACAAUAUCAACAACAACAACAACAACAACAAUAUCAAUAACAAUAUCAACAACAAUACAAACAACAGCAAUACAAACAACAGCAAUACAGGCAACAGCAAUAUCAAUAGUAGCAAUACCAAUAACAGCAAUAUCAAUAACAGCAAUACAAACAACAGCAAUAUCAAUAACAGCAAUACGAGCAACAGCAAUACCAACAGCAAUAUCAAUAGCAGCAAUACAAACAACAGCAAUACAAUCAACAACAAUACAAACAACAGUAAUAUAAACAACAAUAAUACAAACAACAGCAAUAUCAAUAGCAGCAAUAGCAGCAAUACCAACAACAACAACAACAACAACAACAACAACAACAACAACAACAACAACAACAACAACAACAACAACAACAACAACAACAACAACAACAACAACAACAAUACAAACAACAGCAAUUCAAGCAACAAUAAUAUAAACAACAGUAAUAUCAACAAUAGUAAUAUCAACAAUAGUAAUAUCAACAACAAUAAUAUCAACAAUAUCAACAAUAAUGUCAGCAAUACCAAUAACAGCAAUACAAACAACAGUAAUAUCAAAAAUACCAACAAUAACAAUACCAAUAUCAACGAUCAUAACAACACCACUAUCAAUAAUAAUAAUAAUAAUAAUAAUGUGAGUAGUAGUAGUAAUAGUUCAAAAAGAAAGAAUUCCGAAAAUAUAUCAAAAUCUAUGCAAACCCAUGUAGAUACCCCACCACUUCAAAAUGAAGUUAGACUACCAAUAAUAGGGAAAAAACCAAUUUUUGAAUUCCCAUACAAUAUAUCAUCAUUAACAUGGGAUAUAGAUCAUUUAAAUAAUUUAGAGAAUAUAUAUUGUUAUUGUGGUAAAGAUAAAUAUAAAACAAUGAUUAGAUGUGAUCUUUGUAAACAGGUAUUUCAUAUUGAAUGUAUACAAUUAUUGGAAGGAUCACAACAAUUACAUGGUGAUUGGGUUUACAGAUUCACAUGUUCAGUUUGUAAUGAAGAUAGCGAAACAUUUGAAAGAUUCUCAAAGAAUUGGGUUGACAUUUUAGAAAUCACUUUAUUCAAUUUAACACAAUCUAAAAUUGAACAAUUAGAAAAAUUAGAAAGAAAAUCAAAUGGUAAUGGUGGUGGUGGUUCACCACCAAUCACAUUUAAUGAUUUAAAAUCAUCAAUUAAUGCAAAUUCGAGUAUGGAUGAAAUUAAUUUCAAUAACUUAAAAUCAAAUUCAAUUAAUCAAUUAAAAAAAGGUGUUUACUUUCACUUAGAAGAAGAGAUUAUACCAUUUAUUGAAAAAAAUUGGAAUUUAUUAUGUUCUGAUAAAAAAAAAAAAGCACAAUGGCAAAAACAAUUAAUGCCAGCGUUAAAUAGUGGUAGAAUUUUUAAAAGUGGAUUUAUAAAUUAUAGGAAGAAUGGUAUGUGGGCAUUAGGUACAGAUCAAUUAUUGUUAAAGGAUAAUUCAAUGUUUAAGGAUAAAGUUUUAGCACCAUUACAUAGAAAUAGAAAGAAGAAAAAGACAUCGGAAGAGGAGAGAGAUAAAUAUAUUACAAAGUUAUUAUUGGUACCAACUAAAGAGGGUACUUAUAUACCAACCAUUGAAUAUGAUACAUUGUGUAUAGCAAAAACAAACUCCGCUCCACAAAUUAUACUAAGAGAUAAUACAUUCCUUUCAGUUACAAGUCAUGAGGGUUAUCGUAUGGCAAGAUCUUCAUUCCCUUGUGUCUAUGGUGAGUGGUAUUAUGAGAUUGAGGUUUUAGAACCAUCGAAAAUUGAUCACUCACAACAACAACAGCAGCAAUUAUUGCAGCAGCAACAGCAGCAGCAACAAAAUUCACCAUCGCAUUCAUAUCAAUCACAAGCACAGUAUUAUCAACAAUUGCAACAACAAUAUCAAUUACAGCAACAACAAUUACAGCAAAAACAACAGCAACAGGAACAAAAGCCCUAUGCUUGUAGAUUAGGCUGGUCGUCACCAAAAGGUGAUUGUCAGGCAAAUGUUGGUUAUGAUUAUUUUAGUUACUCUUAUCGUAGUACUCAAGGUGAUAUUUUUCAUAAUGCAAGAUCCAAACCAUAUGGUGAAACUUAUAAACAAGGUGAUGUCAUUGGUUUUUACAUUAAUUUACCAUUGGAAGAGGAUGAUAUCAAUAAAGAAAAGAUUAAAGAAUUUCCAAAUAUUAAUCAAUUAGAUAUCUAUGAAAUGAUUUCAAAUGAUUUAUCAUUACCAUCCGAUCAACCAUUAACACCAUUGAAAGGUAGUUUUAUUCAAUUCUUUAAGAAUGGUCUUUCACCUGGUCCUGCUUUUACAAAUAUUGGUAAAUCAUUCUAUUAUCCUGCAGCUUCACUUUAUAUGGGCGCAACUGUUAAAUUUAAUUUUGGUCCUGAUUUUAAAUAUCCUCCACCUUCUCAUUUAAAUCCAAAACCAUUUUGUUUAAUUAAUAAUAAUAAUAAUAAAUAA
Dictyostelium discoideum AX4 is the source of this 2967-nucleotide messenger RNA. RefSeq lists its product as hypothetical. NCBI's taxonomy places the organism in Eukaryota, Evosea, Eumycetozoa, Dictyosteliales, Dictyosteliaceae. The record is from RefSeq and is a predicted model, not a curated record. Gene Ontology annotation, cellular component: nucleus; Set1C/COMPASS complex. The transcript has 4 exons. The coding region runs from base 1 to 2967 and encodes 988 amino acids.